AUGUACGGCGUAUCUGCCCUUGGUUCCGGAGGAGUGAAACAAAAUGCCUCGAAUAUUAUCGAAGUUUCGUCGCCACCGGACGACACAAUUUCUAGCAUGGAAUUUAGCCCCAGCUCUGUACCGACGACGUUUCUUGCUGCCGGUUGCUGGGACUCAAACGUGCGGCUCUGGGAAGUUCAGAAGUCCGGCGUGACCGUCCCGAAAGACAUGAAGAAUAGCGGAGCUCCGAUUUUAGAUGUGUGCUGGUCAGAUGAUGGAACGAAAGUGUUCACCGCUUCCUGUGACAAGACGGUCAAGGGCUGGGAUCUCAGUUCAAACCAGUAUGUGACUAUUGGACAACACGAUGCUCCGAUUCGUUCAGUUCAUUGGGUGAAAGCGCCGAAUUAUACCUGUCUGAUGACCGGCGGUUGGGACCGAAAUUUGAAGUUUUGGGACACGAGAAGCCCGAAUCCCAUGUUGACCAUUCAGCUGCCUGAGCGAUGUUACUGCGCAGACGUCAAAUAUCCAAUGGGCAUCGUCAGUACGGCGCAACGUGGCAUUAUCAUCUACCAGUUGGACGGUACACCACGAGAAUACAAGAAAGUGGAGUCACCGCUCAAGUACCAGCAUAGAGCUGUGGCUAUUUUCGCUGACAAGAACAAAGGCGAUCCGGUGGGCUUCGCAUUGGGAUCCGUAGAAGGCCGCGUUGCCGUUCAAUAUGUAUCGCCGACGAAUCCGAAAGACAAUUUUACCUUCAAGUGCCAUCGUUCCACGGAGAUCGUCAAUGGAUCGCAAGACAUUUAUGCGGUAAACGAUAUUGCGUUCCAUCCCAUCCACGGAACUCUGGCCACCGUCGGGUCAGAUGGGCGUUAUAGCUUUUGGGACAAGGACCAGCGGACGAAGCUCAAGACGUCUGACCAGAUGGAGCAAUCCAUCACCAAGUGCGCCUUCGACGCGUCUGGCCAAAUUUUUGCGUACGCCGUUGGAUACGAUUGGUCCAAGGGUCAUGAGCACGUGGACCCCUCCAAGAAACCUAAAAUAUUUCUCCAAUCCUGCUUUGAUGACAUGAAACAGCGGCCCAAGGCCUGA
Messenger RNA from Notodromas monacha, 1068 nucleotides. NCBI's taxonomy places the organism in Eukaryota, Metazoa, Arthropoda, Ostracoda, Podocopida, Cyprididae. The record is from the annotation of a GenBank genome assembly.